AUGGCGGAAACUAAGAGCGGUUUUGACGUUCGUGGUGAUGUAAUAAGUGGUGAAAAUGCCGAUUCCAAGGAACAUGUUUAUCUCGAGGAAACGUUCUAUAUUCUCACAAAAAAGAAGUCCGUGUUUAGAGUUCGGCUAACAUCUAAAGGGCUAUCAUUGAUUAAAGAAACGGACGACGUAUCGAAGGAGCAAACCAUACUUUUGCGAGAUAUAAUCGGCAGCAAGUGCAUGCGAAGUAAGAGACGUCGACCAGGAGCAGGUUCCUGCGUGUGCAGCUCCCUCGUGGGGAGUCAGCCCCUCAAGGUGGUUGAUGAAAACAGCGGCGACCUCGACGAGAGCGAUAUUAGCGCAUACCUAUACAUCUACGCGUAUAUACUAAAGGAUGGGCGCCGUGUACGCAAAAGGGAAAGGACGACUAUCACGCUGCGGUUCAGGUCGUACGACAAAUACGAGGAUAACAACAAGGAGGCUCAGAAGUGGCGGAACACCAUCAAGUGUUUGAUCGUCAGUCAGCCGGUGACCGUCAGCCUGCCCUCGAACGACAAAAAGCUGCUUGUUCUGUUGAACCCGAAGUCGGGGCCGGGGAAAGCGCGGGAACUGUUUCAGACGAAGGCUGCGAGUAUUUUGCUGGAGGCUGAAGUCCCGUACGACCUGCACGUGACGAAGUAUGCUCAGUACGCGCGAGAGUUUGUCCGCACGAGAAACGUGUAUGCCUGGCGAGGCAUCGUCGCGGUGGGAGGAGACGGGGUGCUGUUCGAGAUCUUGAAUGGGAUGUUUGAGAGGCUGGACUGGCAGCAGGCACUAGCCGAAGUACCCCUCGCUAUCCUGCCCUGCGGCUCUGGCAACGGUCUUGCCCGAACUAUAUGUCACCAUUACAAUGAACCUUACAUUCCACAAAACCUGACGGGGAUGUCGAUGGCGCUGGCGCGAGGUAAAACUACCCACAUGGACGUCGUCAGAGUGGAAACUAAAACAAAAAUAAUGUUCUCAUUCCUAUCCGUCGGCUGGGGUCUUCUUUCGGACAUCGACAUCGAGAGUGAAAGUCUGCGACUCAUCGGCGGGCAGAGGUUCACCCUGUGGGCCCUCGCGCGGCUGGUCGGCCUAAGGAAGUACAAGGGGGUGGUCAGCUACGCCAAAAUAAAAGAUAUCAGUACCCUCCCCAAACCGAAGUUCCCUUUAACGCUCUCCCACAGCGUCAGCCAAGAUGGCACCUUAGACUCACCGGACGCCGAGGCGUUCUUCGAUUGCGACGAAAACUCCGACGUUUUCACGCACAGGGAGAACGGUAAACGCCACCAAAGGGUCGACUCAUGGUACUCCGUUAACUCCAGAAAGAGCGCAUUCUAUAGCACACGCGGCUCAGAGUACCACAGUGUCACGAGCAACGGCUCAGAAAUGAGGUCGCCUGUCCACGUGUGCAUGCACGGUCCGGCUUCUCAUCUACCCGCACUCAUGUCCCAACUACCUUCCCAUUGGACCCACGAGGAGGGGGAAUUCGUAAUGGUCCACGUCUCGUACCAGUCCCACAUCGGUGAGGACCUCCAUUUCGCGCCUCAAUCCCAGAUAUCAGAUGGCGUUAUGUGGAUGCUCAUCAUCAAAGCCGGGAUAUCCAGGUCCCAAGUGUUCUCCUUCCUCCUCGGACUCAACCAAGGCAACCAUUCCACUGCGAACGAUGAGUAUAUAAAAAUGAUUCCAGUGAGUGCGUUCAGGAUAGUGCCCGAAGGUCCAAAUGGAUACCUUACGGUGGACGGUGAGCUAGUAGAGUAUGGGCCCAUCCAAGCCGAAGUGUUUCCUAACUUAGUCAACCUAAUAGUACCAGAUACGAAAUAAUACAAACUGAUUUUGUAAAUAUUGCUAGUGUCAAAAGUGCACAUAUUCAAAUGGUUGUGGCUAACGAUACUAGUAUAAAUUAAAAUUAUAUAGAUUUUGUGAUUAAAGUGGGAAUAAUUACAACUCAAAUUGUGAUAAUUUCUUAUUAAGGGAUGUGUUAAUGUUCGGUAACUAGUCAAAGCGUGUGUGCAAUACGUGCCAAGUGUUUGGCACUCGAAACACGAAAUAUUCCAACAUUGUAAAUGUAAUUAUAUCGAAUGGUUAUUAACAAGUUUGCCCGAAACUGGGGCACUCGAUAUAAUAUUAUUAUGUACAUGCUAAUAACUAAUAAGUAUAAUAUGCUACAAUUUUUUAAUACAUGUAUGGUACCAUCUA
Aricia agestis (brown argus) is the source of this 2205-nucleotide messenger RNA. Its product is annotated as sphingosine kinase 1-like. Gene Ontology annotation, cellular component: intracellular membrane-bounded organelle; membrane; cytoplasm. The record is from RefSeq and is a predicted model, not a curated record. Lineage: Eukaryota; Metazoa; Arthropoda; Insecta; Lepidoptera; Lycaenidae. The transcript is spliced from 3 exons. Gene Ontology annotation, biological process: sphingosine biosynthetic process. The coding region runs from base 1 to 1830 and encodes 609 amino acids.